Messenger RNA from Daldinia loculata, 1105 nucleotides. Its product is annotated as GroES-like protein. NCBI's taxonomy places the organism in Eukaryota, Fungi, Ascomycota, Sordariomycetes, Xylariales, Hypoxylaceae. The coding region runs from base 98 to 1105 and encodes 335 amino acids. The transcript has a single exon. Gene Ontology annotation, molecular function: oxidoreductase activity, acting on NAD(P)H. The record is from RefSeq and is a predicted model, not a curated record.
UCCGACUUCUAUCUUCUCCUAAGCCCACUGGCUCCAACUCCUAUUUACAUCUACAAUAUCGACUCUCAACAUUUGCAAGGCGAUUAUAGUUGCAAAGAUGCCCGCUACGAACCGCUCACUCUGGCAGGACAAGCCCGGCGUGCCAGGGGUCAUCCGCGAAAGCCCGAUUCCUUCUAAACUCGAGGAACAUCAGCUUCUAAUUAAAGUCCGCGCUUGGGCUAUCAAUCCUUGCGACGCCAUCAUCCAGGACAAGGCGUUGCCUUUCUUCAAGUACCCUAUCAUUCUUGGUCAGGAUGUUUCUGGCACUGUCGAAGCCGUUGGUUCUGGUGUCGCGGCUGAUUUCAAGGUCGGGGAUCGCGUUUUUGGCUUUACCGUAAAUAACGGCUUCCAGGACUAUGUGAUACUCGAUCAAAGAGUCACUGCAAAGAUUCCAGACUCGUUAUCCUACGCCCAAGUUGCCGUCUUUCCUCUGUGCCUCACUACCUGUUCUUUCUCGCUCUUCAGCAAAGACUAUCUUGGUUUACCUUUCCCGACUCUAAGUUCUGCUUCCACUGAUAAAUCACUCUUGGUCUGGGGGGGAAGCUCAGCCUGUGGCAGCAAUGGUAUCCAGUUAGCCAAAGGCGCGGGUUUCCGAGUAAUCACCACCUGCUCCGCUCGCAACUUCGACUAUGUGAAAAGCCUCGGAGCCGACAAAGUCUUCGAUCGUAAUAGCCCCACUAUCGUCGAUGAUGUUGCCGCCGAGCUCGAUAAGGGUGCGUGCGUCGGAAUAUACAUGGCUGCCGGAAACGUCGCCGAAGCCUGCCAAGUCGCGUAUAAGUCCAAGCAGAAGCCAUUUGUCGCUUCUACCAACCCCGUAGUACCUGAAGACGUCCCAGAGGGUGUCACAGCCAAGUUCACCUUUGGUACCGGGGGCGAUGACCCUUUUGCAGAGACGCGCCCCGUCACUUUCGGCGGAUACUUUCGGGAUGCGUUACAUAAAGGGGUAUACAAGGUUGCCCCAGCACCGGAGGUAGUUUCGAGGAAGGGCCUUGACGGCAUCCAGGGUGCAUUAGAUAUCUUUAAGAAGGGAGUCUCAUCAAAAAAGUUGGUUGUGGAAGCCGAAUAA